CAGCCCCGGGGCGGCACCACAACUCAGGCGCUGGGGACUCAGGGAGGUCCCGUUACUCCUGAGCAGGACUCGACGGGACUCCUGGCGGAGGGGGGGUCCCUCACUCGUCGUCUCCUGGAACCAGAGACGGGACCAAGGGGGGCCAUGGCGGAGGAGGAAAGCGCAACCUCAGGCAGCUGGCGAAGCCUACUGCGCCGUCACGGGGCCCCGCGUUUCCACACGACCGUGCGCCUCGACACCAAGGGAUCGGCGGCCGAGCGACUCCUGGUGCUGACGGCGUGGAGGGGCUUCCUGCUGUCGACUCGCACCCCGAACAAGGUGGAGUCCACGUUCCACUUUUUGGAGAUCCAGGCAGCCACACUCAAGGGCAACAAGUUGCUGCUAGAGACGGAGCGGGUCGGCGUCACCAUGGCGAUGAGCUCUGCGGAGGAGGCCGACGUCGUUCUGGUGCACAUCAUGGUCGCCGCACAGGCCGCAGUGCCCGGGGUCAGCCCUCCUUUCUUGAAGAGGCUGACUCUGGACAUGCACGAGCGGGCGAACUCCUUGCAGACAGCCUGGGCCCGGCAGAGCAUUGUGGAUAUGGGGCCUUGUGGAGGAUUCUCACAGACGUAUGCUUGCGUCUGCGAUCAGCUGGGCCUGCCCUGCCGGGAAGAGGUGCAGUGGGACGUGGACACCAUCUACCUGUCCCACGACUCACGCGAGCUCAGCCUCAAUGACUUCAGCCACCUGGACGGCAGGGACCUGGUCCCCAUCGUUGCGACGCUCGAGUUCAGCUCCUGGUUCACCAAGCUGCACUGCAAGGACGUCCGGCUGUCUGCAGAGGUCUGCGAGCAAGUGCUGCGCGUGAUGUCGCGAUCCUCGCGCCUGGAGGAGCUGGUGCUCGAGAACGUUGGGCUCAAGUCUGAUUUUCUGCAGAAACUUGCCACGGCUUUGACCCAAAAUCCUGCCAGCUGCCUCCACUCCAUAAAUGUGUCCAACAACAGCCUGGAGGACCGAGGGCUGUAUCAGCUGAGUCAGCAGCUGAGCCGACUUGGCAAGGGACUACGCAGUCUCAACCUGUCCCGCACAGCGCUCACGCUCAAAGGGGUGAACGCGAUGUCGCAGGCGCUGAUGACCAGCGAGUUGACCCUGAACUCGCUCACGUGCCUAGACCUCUCUGGUGUCAUCCUGCGCGCAGACGAGACGUCGAACCUGUACGCGUUCCUGGCGCAGCCCAACGCCCUUGCGGUGCUUGACCUGUCCGGCACGGAGAGCGUCGUGGAGACGAUGUUCGGGGCGCUCUUGCGGGGCUGCUGCCGGCACUUGCAGGAGCUGCGCCUGUCAAAGAACGUCUUUUCUUAUCGGAAGGCCCGAGACGUGCUGCCCUCCUGCAGGCGUUUCUUCAGCAGCGCUCUCAUCCUGUCUCACAUCGACCUCUCCGACACCCGCCUACCGGCCCCCGCCGUCCGGGAGCUGCUGCUGGGGCUGGCAGCGAACAAGCACCUGCAGGACGUGUCGCUGGAGCUCAGCGGCUGCGAGUUGCGUAUGGAAGGAUCCAAGGCUCUCAAGUACUGCCUGGAGGACGUCCCAAACCUCUCGCGCCUCGACCUGGCCGACAACGGUCUGGAUAGCGAUCUCCUGUCGCUCAUGAAUGUCCUCGGCAAGAAUCGCUCCAUACGCCACCUCGACCUCGGCCGUAACUUCUCCAGCCUUAAGCCCAAGAUGCUGUCCAAGGUGCUGGACGGGGUGGUGCAGCUGAUACAGGACGAGGACUCGAUGCUGCAGUCCCUGUCGCUGGCCGACUCGCGGCUCAAGAGCGGCACGAGCGUCGUGGUGAACGCGCUCGGCAGCAACGCGACGCUCGCCAGCGUCGACCUGAGCGGCAACGCCAUGGGGGACCUGGGGGCGCGCAUGCUGGCCAAGGCGCUCGCCAUCAACAGCUCGCUCCGGACGGUGAUCUGGGACAAAAACGGCACGACCGCCCAGGGCUUCCAGGAUGUGGCCAGUGCCCUCGAGAAGAACUACAGCCUGCGAUUCAUGCCUCUUCCCAUGCACGACGCGGCGGCCGCAAUGAAGACGCAGCCGGAGAGGACAGAGGAGGCCCUGCAGAAGAUCGAGAAGCUGCUGUUGCGGAACCACGGCUCGCGGCGUUCGUGCCCGGAGCAGGCGUACCGCCUGCAGCACGGCAUCCUCGCCAGCACAUCCCAGCAGCUGGUGGACAGGAUGUGCGUGAGGGCCCAGGACCAGCUGAGGGCCCUGCAGAGGGGAGCGGUGGGGGCGGCCGAGGGCCCUGCCCGCUCAGACAUGAUGCACGCUCAGGCCCUGCUGCAGGAGGCCAAGAACUCCAAGGCCCUGCUGCCCACGCUGUUCCACCACAGCCCAGGGGGGCCCGACCCCCUCAGCGUGCAGAUGGAGGAGACGACGGCGGAGGUGGCGGCCGUGCUCGACUCGCAGCUGCAGGCGAUGCUGGAGGCGAUGGUGCGCGUGGGGGAGGGGCUGUGCCCACACACGACGGCGGCGCCGGGCGUCCGUGCCGCCCUCCUCGCCGCCGGUGCUGAGAGAAUCUCCGUCCCGCGCUCGCUCGUGCGGAGCCUCGGCCUCGAGCAGGCGGCCGUGGAGCUCCACGACAAAGCGAGCGAGGUGCGCCUGUCCCUGUCGGCACUCCUGGCGGACCGCAUCACGGACAAGCUCUUGGAGCAGCUGUGCGGCGUCCACGCCAAGCUGGCUGGGCACCUGGCUAGCCACGGCCUCGCGCUGGGGGGGCAGCCACCUCCCGCAGGACAGACCUCACCGCAGGAAGACGGCGCUCACUCCGAGGAGGCCGACAUCGUCACGAUGUCGCCCGUCUCGCGCAAGCGGAGCCUUCGCAACAGGAGGAUGCGGCCGGUGUCGCGUGCCUUCGCCGACGGCGCGCUGGAUGGUGGAGCCGUGGCUGCGACGGCAGCGCCGCAGAAGGGCGGCACGAGCGAGCUGCCGCCGAUGGACGUGUCGGAGCCGCCGCCAGGAGAUGCGGGGAGGCUGGAGCACGUGACCAAGACGAGACCCAAGAAACCGGGUCGGCCGGGGCGGCAGCACCGCCCGUCCGUCUCCGCAAGUCUCCGCGCUGUUCAGGAUGAGGGAGCUGUUGAUGAAGGAAUCGCUGAGUUCUUCACCAAGAAAGUCCUUCCUCCUUCAGCCAGGCUCCAGGCUGUGGGAACAGAGAGGGGACAACACCCACAGGAAGAAGGCCCCAAGGGCAGGAAGGGCAGCUUCUUCUCCUUCCUGAAGCCCUGGGCCCCACGGCCACCGCAGCUCACGUCUCAGCCCAGCUUGGAGCUGGGCCCGGCCUCCACAGCGCCCGACAGCUCUGAGUCGUCGCUGCUGCCGCCGCCGGCAGUGGAGAAGGACGCGGUGGAGUUGGCGCGCGAGGGCCCCACGGAGGCGGCCGCAGCGACGGAGGAGCCGGCGCCCCCCGUGGAGCGCUGGCGCUUGUUCGGCGUCCCCGUCAUGAUGCCGCCCCACCCGACCGGGCCGCCAUCCCAGCACCCCGAUCUCACCUCCGGCAGGACCAAGAAAUCGGAUUCGGUCAGCCAAGACGACGACGACUCGGCGGACAGCAAGAGCUACGCCCCGGGGCCUGGAGGUCAGCCAGGCUCCGCAGGGGAGAGGAGGAUGACGGCGCGGCGCCGGGCCCUGCAGCCGCCCGCGAACCGCGACCUUCGCGAGGACGACGGUGACGUGGCGCCGGAGGGCCCAGCGACGGCCGUCUGGCGGUGCCGCCCCAACGCGCCCAGCGGGGAUGAGGGAGAUGGCGAGGAUAAUGCUCCGAGCGAGUCGCAAGCGGCCUCCUCCCCUCGACUUCCGAAGAAGCACGAGGCCGACCCGGCGCCCAAACGGCCGGCCCUCCCCCGGGCUGCCCUGCAGCCUCCAGGCUCAGCAAAUCGGUGCCGCCCGGCCUCCAUGGUAGAGGAGGGCAGCCCCAGCGCGGUGGAAGACCACGUCUUCUCUGACCCUGCCGACCAAUCACAAGCCUCGGCGGCAAGGCCCGUCACGGCGGAGGCGGAGCCUCGGAGGUCACGGAGGAUGAUAGUGAAGUGCCACUCGCUGGGGCAACAGCUGGACGAAUAGCCGUGGCGAAGGAGCAGGAGAGGCUGUGGCUGACGGCCUUGUGCCGUGCUGCUGAUGCUGGAACAGGCCUGGGCCGCUGAAGCCUCCCGCCUGCUGCCCCGGGUCGAAGAAACCGAGCUUGAAUUAACCUCCUGAGCGGUGCGCUGGUCUUCCCUUUAAGCGGUGCCUUAUUUCACAUGCGCUCAUCUCGCGGUCGCACGCUUCCUUCGAACGUGUUGCGUCGAUGUGUGCAACUGUAAAUCCUCAACGCGCAAGCGUCGCUCGCUCCGCUGUGCAUGCGAGCCGCGGGUAGCGGUGAGGGGCUGCUGGUUUAACUCUUGCUAGCGGGGCCACGCUCAGCGUUGCUGCCACCGGCGAUUGUUCAAGACAUGGGGAGUCACGUUUUCGGGAUGGGUGGUGCAGUGAUUCGCGCUCCGUGCUAUGAACUAUACAACCUGAGUUCGACUCCCAGAAACGGGUCGAUGCUGGGUGGGUAAAACACAGAUUCCAUUAAUUUGGACUAGUUCUGGGCCUCCCCUAGGUCCAGAAUCUGCUACAAUGUGUAAACAUCAACACAGGGGAAAGGAAAUCGGCCGAGUGUAAUACUGGCCACAUCCGCCCCUGUCGUGUGGUGGAGCCGGCCUUAAUAAGUGCUCGCUGACAGCACUUGCUGUCAGCGAGCCCUGGUCUGUGCUCCUCCCUACUGAGUCAUGAGCCAUUGCUGUUGACGCCAAGAGCUGCCAUUGUAUCGUUAUAAACUUGAACUCGCAACUGGUUUUUGUGAUGUUAUUGAGCGUUCUUCUUGGUUCUUUCGGUAAAGUCACGUAGAAGGGAAAUAAUAAAAUAAAAUUUUUUUAUAAUACAUUUAUUUUAUUUUAUUAUUUCCCUUCUACGUGACUUACCGAAAGAACCAAGAAGAUGAAUCCCUGCAGUCACGAAAGCUUUAAAUCGAAAUUAUUGAGCGUUCUUAACGAGUGUAGUGUCAUUCUGGAUUGUUAAUGUUAUGGUCAGUAAUUUGUUCAUGUUUUGCAGGGGCGGUAUUUUAAUAAUUGUCGUUUUGCACUGUUGCUAUGAUUAAUGCCAAGGAAUGUUCAAGCAAUGCAAAGCAAAGGUUGCGUGUGCAAACGAUGGGAGGCUCAGUGGCACCGCGGCUGCGAGCGGUCACGCAUUGACCUCUACUGCAGAAACUCGGUAAAAUUAUCUCCUGCCGGACCACAAUCCCAGGCUGAAGCGAUGGGUUACUUAACACCCACUCUCUUAACAUAUCCCAAAGCGUACGCGGUACGCUCGGUAACAUAACCCAGCAGCGUUUUGUUGUUGUUUGUUUUGCUGCUGUAUGAAGGUGAAUAUGCUUGAAUGGAAAGUGGUGUGCCAGUCAUUUUCCACGUUAAAGAGAAUGUGGCGGGAGGUGAGGGUCUGGGUCAGAGAGACGCGGUUUGGCCGAGACACGAAGCCGUUCAAGUCUCCCGCUCGCUCCUCUUGGCAAUGGGUUAAAAGCGAUUGUAACCGCUACGAUACUUGCGUUGAUUCGCGAUGCGUGCCCCGACUUGAUUAGUCACAUCGCGAGGAGUGCGAAUUGUUCGGGGCUGGUCCGGUGCCUUUCCUCCCGGGCCCCUCAUCCAUGCUGGCGCUGGGCAGACGCGUGCAGUAUUGUAGCUGUUGAGUGUGCAGGCGGUGUCACUGCACGGGGCCCACGGGCUAGAGGGGCCCAGGCACUGGGUUGCAAGGAGGGGAAUGGCAAACAGGGCCCCCCCAUUUCAUUCCUUGCACCAGGACCGUGCUGACCAAGAUACGUCGCACGGAGGACGCGUUGGCAAGACGUCAUGAGGACGUUCAUCGUGGGUUUUACAUCGAAUUUAUACCAUUAGUACUUUUGAUAUAACAGUUGGUUUCAUAGUUACGUAAUUUGUUACGUAAACUCGUGCAAUGUUAUGCUGUGCGCAUACUGUAAAGCUAAAUUAAAUCGAGGUUCGCACUGACUGUGAGCAGUGUGUUUUUAUAAUGAAUCUGCCAUUUACACGAUUUCAGACGUACGUUUCACUUGAAAGAUUUGGGUAAUCAAUUAAAUGUAAGAAGUGGAUUUUACUUAUGUCAACAAAAUAGGACUGCGAUGAUGAUGAUGCAAUUCAUCUCUCCACCUUGAUAGGGGAGAAAUCCUCAUGAAAUGUGACUGAUACACGCUGGGAUGGUGAUGGUGCCUUCAGUUUUGUGAACUCGUCAAACCGGUUGACUUAUUCCAUGAAUAAGCCAUAUUUUAUAAAACCAUAAAUUAUUACACAGUAAACAUGGAACGUUGGACCAACGUUGCGUCCAACGUUGGUUCAACGGUUCCAACCGCACGGUUGCUGGGUGAACUUCAAGAUGACGACCCACGUUUGUUACGAUGAUGAUUGUGAAAUGUUGACUGUGUUGAGGGUGUCUACAUGGUCCUGUUGUUGAGUGCUAAUGCCAUUACAGCUGUCAGGCCUGCCCAUCUCUCUAUGACAGACCAGAGGGAUGGUACAGAGAGACAAACAGACAAAGAUCCCCCCUGUAGCCUUAACAGACUCUUGGGGCAAGUGCUCUUAGCGAGCACCUAUGAAGGCCGGCACGGCACACGAUGGGGUGGGUGUCCAGCACCACGCCCGACCGCCUUUGUUUCCCCAGUGGUGAUGUUCACAUACCGCACGAGGUACUCGUUUGAGGCUGAGCCGACCUAGGGGAGGCCCAGGACCGGUUCAGAUAAUCGUCACUGAUGUUGGCCGUGAACGGGAAUCGAACUCGGGCUGCUGGAUUCAUAGUGCAGCGUGCUAAUCACAACACUACCACUCCCCACAGAGCCCCAACACUACCACACACGUGGUCCAGACAGUUCACAAUUUUACAGUGAGAUACGCACGUGCUUUCCUGUAAACCAGUGAUUUGCCGGUGAGUACUGAUGAAGAUGUCACUGGGCUACGAAGUGUCCAGGAGACUGCAGUACAGCAAGUGGGCUGUGUGGCCCUUUGCAUACAGCCAAGUGGCUCGGUGGUAGAGCAAGUGGCUCACAAUUGAAAGUUCAAAUGCUGGUUGGGGGUUGACUCAUCAUCCCUCUGGGGUAUGGUAAAACAUUAGUACCACUUUGUGGCAAGGUCAACAGAGGUUGUCCUUUAGAUAGACUCGCUCCCACCAGAGGAAUGUGGAAUUACACCACUGACUCAAUUAUCACUUAAUCAAAAACAUAACUUUGACCUUAUUGGUUCUUUCGGUAAAGUCACGUAGAAUUG
Messenger RNA from Lethenteron reissneri (Far Eastern brook lamprey), 7310 nucleotides. RefSeq names its product F-actin-uncapping protein LRRC16A-like. NCBI's taxonomy places the organism in Eukaryota, Metazoa, Chordata, Hyperoartia, Petromyzontiformes, Petromyzontidae. Gene Ontology annotation, molecular function: protein binding. Gene Ontology annotation, biological process: regulation of Arp2/3 complex-mediated actin nucleation; cell migration. Gene Ontology annotation, cellular component: plasma membrane; lamellipodium. The record is from RefSeq and is a predicted model, not a curated record.